AUGGUGUUUGGUACUCUAUAUACGACUCCUGGCGACCAGCCACGUACCAUCGCGAUCAAGGCCGUCGCAAAGUCGAGGAAUUUGGAACUCAAAAUUAUUGAAGAGCCCAGGAUCCCCGAGCACCUUGAGAUCAGCAAGCUCGGCAAGGUCCCAGCCUUCCGCGGUGAGGAUGGCAUGAAACUUUUUGAGUGUAUUGCCAUAGCCAUUUACAUUACCUCGCAAGACGAGAAAACCACUCUUCUCGGGAAGGAUAAGCAUGAGUACGCUCAUAUUCUUAAAUGGAUGUCAUUUUUCAACUCAGAGAUCAUUUACCCCCUCGUCGAGCAAUAUCUUCCCCUUGUCGGCAUCCGGCCCUACAACCAAGAGUCCGUUGAUACCUUUGCUAAGAUGGCCCAGGCGGCCGUGUCUGUUGUCGAGGAGCACCUAGACGGCAGGAACUUCCUCGUUGGCGACAGCCUUACUCUUGCCGACAUCUUCUGCGCGGGUAUCAUCACCCUCGGCUUCCAGUUCUUCUACGGCAGGGCCUGGCGUGAGGCGAACCCCAACGUCACUCGUUGGUACCAGAAUAUUAUCAGCCAGCCCAUCUAUUCCGCUGUUACUGAGAAAGUUGAGUUCCUCGAGGAGCCUAAGCUGACAAAUGUACCACCCAAGAAGGCGGAGGGUGUGAAUGGGCAUAGCUCGGGGGUUGAGGCUGCGUCUGCUACAGCUUAG
Messenger RNA from Scedosporium apiospermum, 711 nucleotides. Its product is annotated as putative Translation elongation factor eEF-1, gamma subunit. Lineage: Eukaryota; Fungi; Ascomycota; Sordariomycetes; Microascales; Microascaceae. The transcript is spliced from 3 exons. Gene Ontology annotation, cellular component: nucleus; cytoplasm. The coding region runs from base 1 to 711 and encodes 236 amino acids. The record is from RefSeq and is a predicted model, not a curated record.